AUGGCAGAUGAACCCAUGAAAGGAAUGGAGCACUCGGAAGUGCACUACUUUAAUAGUUAUAACCAUCAUGGUAUACAUGAAGAGAUGUUGAAAGAUGAGGUUCGGACCAGGUCCUACAUGAAUGCAAUAAUUCAGAACAAGCAUUUGUUCAAAGACAAAAUUGUUCUCGAUGUCGGUUGUGGAACGUCGAUACUCUCUAUGUUUGCCGUACGCGCCGGGGCAAAACAUGUUAUCGGUGUCGAUAUGUCCACCAUCAUUGAGAAAGCUCGCGAAAUUGUCGAAGUAAAUGGUAUGUCUGACAAGAUCACACUUCUUCAGGGCAAAAUGGAAGAAGUAGAGCUUCCUUUCCCCAAAGUCGACAUAAUUAUCUCAGAAUGGAUGGGAUAUUUUUUGCUAUAUGAGUCUAUGCUUGACACAGUUCUAUAUGCUAGGGACAAAUACUUGUCGCCUAACGGUCUCAUAUUUCCCGAUAAAGCGACCAUAUUUAUGGGUGGUAUCGAGGAUGGUGAAUACAAAGAGGAAAAAAUCGGCUUUUGGGAUAACGUAUACGGUUUCGAUUACUCUCCUCUGAAGUUUACUGCUUUGACUGAACCGCUCGUCGACACGGUCGAAAUAAAAGCAGUUGUCACAGAUCCCACAGCUGUUCUAACACUUGAUCUAUAUACUUGCACGACUGCUGACUUGUCAUUUUCCACACCAUUCACUCUUGAAUGUCGCCGUAAUGACUUUGUGCAUGCUCUCAUCGCAUGGUUUGAUAUUGACUUCACAGCUUGCCACAAACCAAUCCGCUUCAGCACAGGGCCCCACACCAAGUACACCCAUUGGAAGCAAACAGUUUUUUAUCUCAAAGAUGUGUUAACUGUUCAGGAAGGAGAAAAAAUAGAGGGUGUGCUCGAGAACAAGCCUAACGACAAGAACAAGCGGGAUUUAGAUAUUAAUAUCAGCUAUAAACUUGUUACGGACGAUGAGAUUCGUAGAGCUGAAGGUUGCUGCAAGUACAAAAUGUGUUGA
This is a messenger RNA of Blumeria graminis f. sp. triticale, 1011 nucleotides long. The record is from the annotation of a GenBank genome assembly. NCBI's taxonomy places the organism in Eukaryota, Fungi, Ascomycota, Leotiomycetes, Helotiales, Erysiphaceae.